Molecule: messenger RNA, 1269 nt
Organism: Linderina pennispora
Lineage: Eukaryota; Fungi; Kickxellomycota; Kickxellomycetes; Kickxellales; Kickxellaceae
Exons: 1
Coding region: 81-866 (261 amino acids)
Cellular component (GO): nucleus
Source: RefSeq, a predicted model, not a curated record
UGGCCAAGCGGUAGCGUGUUUUGCUCUUGAGCUUUCAGACGUAUUUUUCUUGCAUUACAUUUACAAUAGUGAUAUUCGUCAUGCUGCGCGCGGCAUCAGUUCGGUGUAGGGUUCCGCCUAUGGCUUGCACCCGUCUGCUAUCGACAGUAGGGGCUAACAGAUCCGAUAAACCAGUGUCAGGCGUGAGCAAACCGAUCAGAUCGAUUCUGACCGAUCCUGACACAGACUUGCAGGGACAGAGCAGCACAGGCUGGCUGCAGCAGCGGUUAAAGGAGGAUAACUCCACUGCAAAAACCCGUCGGUCUGCCCGGCCGUUCAAAGUACACAAUGCGAGAACAGCUGGCACGCCAAAUGAUCGCACAUCUGGGUUUGUCAAGAUCGACAAGACCAGCACGAGCGCGAAAGCAACGAAAGAAGAGGGUAUCGAGUCAGAAACGACGCUGACGCCCAAAACCCUUAUAGAUAAGCUCAAGUGGGAGCAGAGCGGAGAGCGGCUGCAGCGGCUGCGUGCGCGCGCAAAGGACAGGGACCUGGAUGGCUGGCAGCGGCGGAAAAUUGAAUGGAGGAUCAAAAAGGUCGAGGAAGAAGGCGAUGGAGCAUGGGGACCAACAAAGAAGCUGGCAACCUCGAGCAUGGAGAAGAUCAGGCUGCUGAAUGCAGAGUUCCCAAACGAAUGGACCGUUAGGAAGCUGUCGGACCAGUUUCAUGUCUCGCAGGAGGCUAUCAGACGGAUAAUCAAAUCCAAGUUCCGGCCGACCGAGGAGCGCACCAAGAAGCGCGAGACCAAGCGUAGAGAGCAAAUGGAGCAGUAUCGGAGAGAUGGAAGCAGGCACGAGAGGGAUCAGGCAGGUAGUCGGCCUGAUUAGUUGCUAGCUGGUAUAGCCGCUUUCAGUGGCCUUAAAUAUAUUGCGAUCGUGAACAGCAAGCGCUUUGGUUGACUGGCGGACUGGCGGACUUGCCAAUAUGUGCAUGAGCACCGGCUUCUGCAUAUCCAGGCAGCCAUGAGCAAACCUUGUUGAUUAUUGCUAUUAACUUGCCGUAUCUUGAAGGGUCAUUCAUUCAAAAAGUGCCGCUGAGCAGCAGCAUCAACGGAAGCUGCUGCUUGGCACAAAUGUCGUACGAUAUUUCAACAGCCUGCUGGCUGUUUUUAACCUUUGCCAUUCCUGCUGUCCCUGCCGUCUGUGCCUACAAACAAAGGAUCUUGCUCUUCGUUGCCAAUUCCUGAAGGGCCCAGAGACAAACUGCAUUUACAUCACCAAUGCGGCUGAG